AUGGUGCACUACUGGAUCGUGACCGGCCCAUCCGUCCUGGUGCUGCUGCUGCUCGUUUUGUCCUGCGAACGGCGGCAGGUGCAGGCCGCCGGUGGUAGCAAUGGCGACUUUAGCUACUUCUACGGCAAGAUCGGGCCGACGGACACGCUGUGCGCGAAGAAGGUGGUCGGUAUCGGCACGACAACGCCCGUCCAGGUGACCUACGCCGCUCAGCGCCCGAUAACAGCUGUCAGCCUGGACGCAUCGAACGUGGCGUACCAGGGUUUUAACGUGCUCGUGGCCGCCGGGUCCAUCGGUCAGCGGACCAUCACCUUCAGCCUGAACGGCCCCUGGGUCCUGCCGUACUACAUCGAGGCGGACUUCUACUGCGCGGCGACCUGA
This is a messenger RNA of Anopheles bellator, 381 nucleotides long. RefSeq lists its product as uncharacterized. The transcript is spliced from 2 exons. The record is from RefSeq and is a predicted model, not a curated record. Lineage: Eukaryota; Metazoa; Arthropoda; Insecta; Diptera; Culicidae. Bases 1 to 381 code for a protein of 126 amino acids.